Impatiens glandulifera is the source of this 584-nucleotide messenger RNA. RefSeq lists its product as uncharacterized. The coding region runs from base 42 to 422 and encodes 126 amino acids. The transcript has a single exon. NCBI's taxonomy places the organism in Eukaryota, Viridiplantae, Streptophyta, Magnoliopsida, Ericales, Balsaminaceae. The record is from RefSeq and is a predicted model, not a curated record.
UUCUUCAUUUUCAUCGAUCCCUGCAUUUGUUCUUCAUCGAAAUGGCGUCAAUCUACAGUUGUAAAGAAUGUAGAGCAAAUCUGAAUCUCCAAACCGGAAGUCUCUUCCCGGCGGAUUUCUACUUCGAGGCUGGAAACAAAGGAACGCUAUCAUUUGCAGCGAUUGAUUCAUCGAAGUUUCUAUUCAAGAAGGAAGAAAAACUAAUACCGUUCUUCGAAACCGUCAAUUAUUGGGGAAUCCAGAGGAAGAGGACGAAGAUCAACUGUAAUAACUGCGGUCUUCUAGUCGGAUACAUCUACGACGACGGUCCUCCUCUAACCGGCGGAAUCGGUCAGUUUGGUUUAGGACCUAGCCAGGCCAUUUCUAGGUCACCGAGGUAUCGAUUCAAGAUUAAAUCUCUUAGGAUUUCAUCUGAAACUUGAGACGAAAUUUCGAAAUUUAUCAAGCAAAUUAUGUUGUUGUAUACUGUUUGUUUCCAUUUCUGAUUCUGUAGUAUGAUGUGUGAAUUUGAACAAGAUGUUACAUUUUGCUCGUUGUUGAUGCUGGUACAUAAUAAUAUAUGAUCAUGAUAUGGUUAAAUUGAU